This is a messenger RNA of Fusarium coffeatum, 594 nucleotides long. RefSeq lists its product as uncharacterized. Gene Ontology annotation, molecular function: gluconokinase activity. The coding region runs from base 1 to 594 and encodes 197 amino acids. Gene Ontology annotation, cellular component: cytoplasm. The record is from RefSeq and is a predicted model, not a curated record. Lineage: Eukaryota; Fungi; Ascomycota; Sordariomycetes; Hypocreales; Nectriaceae. The transcript has 2 exons.
AUGUCCAACGAUUUGACGAACCCAGCUGCGAAGCCAGUGCCAAGUGGUCACCGAUGGAUUCUUUUCGUCUCGGGUCCCACGGCUUCUGGCAAGACUUCAGUUGCAAAGUAUCUGGCCGAUGAGCUGGAUCUCAAAUUUGUAGAGGGAGAUGAUUUCCACCCCAAAUCAAAUGUCGACAAAAUGAGCCGCGGUGAAGGCCUCACCGACGCAGACCGGAAAGGUUGGUUGGAGGCGCUUCACGAGCACGCAUUGCAUCACCCCAAAGGCCCAGGCACCGAACAUCUCGUCGUCACAUGUUCCGCACUGAAGCGCCAAUACCGAGAUCUUCUUCGCGAAGGAUCCGAAAAGGCGGGUGAUCUGCGCGUGCACUUUUUGCAUCUUGACGCGCCGGAGGAAGUCCUUACGAAGAGAGCUGCGGCGAGGAAGGGUCAUUUUGCCGGACCGGCGUUGGUGCAUAGUCAAUUUGAGGCAUUGGAACGGCCAGGGAGCGAUGAGACUGAUGUCAUAACUGUUAGUGUUGAUCAGACGGUCGAGGAAGUGCAGAAAGAGGCGUUGGAGAGGGUUGCGGGAUUGUUAGAUGAGGAUCCUGAGUGA